CCUUCAAGUCUUCUUAUCCUUGGUUAACCUUAACCAAGCAAAUGUCUGCUGACUGGGGAAGAUCCUACACUAACUUCAGUCUGGUCUGAACCAAGACUCCCCAUACCAUCAUUCAUCAAUGGCCUUAUCUAGUCCCCACUUGCAAAAUCUUCUUUUAAACAGACUUUGCUGUAACUAUGGCUACAAAAAGAACAUAAUAGUAAAGGCUGGAGGAGGAGGUAGAGGUGGAGAGGGUAGAGGAAGAUGUUGCUCUGCUAUUGCAAUCAACGCACCAGCUCCUUUGACAAGUGUUUCUGGUAUUAGAUGGGGUUCAACACUGAUCCAAGGGCCACGUGAAGAGAUGGAAGAUGAUGCUGUGAUCGUUCAAUCUGAUGAUCUUGAUGGCUUCACUUAUGCUGCUGUUUUUGAUGGCCAUGCUGGCUUCUCCUCUGUUAAGUUUCUUAGGGAGGAGCUGUAUAAAGAAUGUAUUACAGCAUUACAAGGUGGGCUGCUAUUGAAAAAAAAGGACUUAAACUCAAUCCGGAAGGCACUACAAGAAGCUUUUGAAAAUGCGGAUAGGAAACUCUUGAACUGGCUUGAGAGUAGCGGGAAAGAAGAUGAAUCUGGUUCAACAGCUACUGUUCUAUUUGUUGGGAAUGAUACAUUGAUCAUCGCACAUGUUGGAGAUUCAUCUGUGGUGUUGUCACGAUCUGGAAAAACGGAGAUAUUAACAAAUUCACACAGGCCCUAUGGAAGCAACAAGGUUUCUCUCCAGGAAAUCAGAAGAAUCAAUGAAGCAGGUGGAUGGAUUGUCAAUGGAAGAAUUUGUGGAGAUAUUUCAGUAUCCCGUGCUUUUGGUGAUAUGAGAUUUAAGACAAAGAAGAAUGAGAUGCUGAAGAAAGGGAUGGAAGAAGGUAGAUGGACUGAAAAGUUUGUUUCUCGGAUUCAGUUCAAGGGAGACUUGGUUACAGCAUCUCCAGAUGUUUUACAGGUGGCUCUUGGAUCAGAUACCGAAUUCGUACUAUUAGCAUCUGAUGGAUUAUGGGAUUACAUGAAAAGUGCUGAAGUAGUAGAUUUUGUUAGGAACCAGCUUCGAGACCAUGGAGAUGUUCAGGUUGCUUGUGAAGCUCUUGCACGGACGGCCUUGGUAAGAAAAUCUAGAGACCGACGGACACAAGAUAAUGUCAGCAUUGUCAUUGCUGAUUUGGGGAGGACGGACUGGCGAAAUUUACCUGUGCAGAAACAAAAUAUUGUGUUUGAACUAGGACAAGCUUUAGUCACAAUCAGUUUUGUGUCACUUGGGAUAUGGCUGACAACCAUGAUUUCCCCUUAGAUGUUUGAUGUUUGUUAGUUGUAUAUAUUUAUAUAUAUGAAAGGAACAGAAGCUUCAGCUAUACCUUGUACAUUUGCUAGUCGAGGUAACUAAAUGAUGGAGCAUUGUAGAAAUUCUCUGAAUAUGGAAAAAUCCAAUUUAACUGUGUA
This is a messenger RNA of Nicotiana attenuata, 1461 nucleotides long. RefSeq names its product protein phosphatase 2C 57. Bases 119 to 1312 code for a protein of 397 amino acids. Gene Ontology annotation, biological process: protein dephosphorylation. Gene Ontology annotation, molecular function: protein serine/threonine phosphatase activity; cation binding. The record is from RefSeq and is a predicted model, not a curated record. NCBI's taxonomy places the organism in Eukaryota, Viridiplantae, Streptophyta, Magnoliopsida, Solanales, Solanaceae. The transcript is spliced from 11 exons.